Messenger RNA from Paramecium tetraurelia, 1656 nucleotides. RefSeq lists its product as uncharacterized. Gene Ontology annotation, molecular function: phosphoprotein phosphatase activity. The record is from RefSeq and is a predicted model, not a curated record. Lineage: Eukaryota; Ciliophora; Oligohymenophorea; Peniculida; Parameciidae. The transcript is spliced from 5 exons.
AUGAAAAAGACAACUCUAAAUUAUUCAUGUACAAAUUUAUUCUAAAAGUAAAACUAAUUUGACAAUGUCAAUAUUGGUAUUUUCAUUGACAAAGAAAACUCCUAUGCUGGAUUGCAAAAGAAGAAGAAGCUUCAAAAUAGAGACACAACCAAUCAAACCUAGCAAAAGACAGAUUUAAGAUCAAAUAGUGCCUUAUAGAAAUCAUCAUCACUCUCUUAAUUUUAUCGACCUUCAUCCUCAAAUGAUAAACAUUCUUAUUAACACUAGAAUACAUAUGCAUACUUAAAAGACAUGAAAAACUAAUCAUGUACUUAGUAACUUUAGUAGAGUAGUUAUUAGAAGCGUCACACUUCCUCUAAACAAGUCAAAGAACACAAUUCUAAAUAAGUCUAAUACCCUUAUAAUAUUUAAUUGAGAGUAAAUUCACUUGAGAUUUAUGAGGACAAGAAGCUUAAACUUAAAUUGAUGAAGAGUAGUUUAGAAAAACAACAAAAUCUGAAAUCAAAAGAUUACUCAGAAUUUAACAAUUAAUAAAUUUAGGACAUUAAGACAGAAAAUUAAAAAUACUAAGGAUUAUUGGCUAAAUACUUUCAAAUUAAUUAACAUAAAAGUGCUGAUGAGAAGAAACAAUCAAAAGAUGUAAAACAAAUUUAUAAUAUGUAUCCUUAAAUCAAAGAUAUUAAACAUUGCUAUACAAAUUCAUUAAAAUAAACUCAAGAAAAGAAGAGAGGGCAACUUUAGGAAUUUGUAACUUAAUUAAAUGUAGACACCUUCAGAGAUACAUAAAAAUUAUAAAUGAGUAAUACUCUCAUCAAAUCUGAUAGAUAAAAAUUGAAUGAUGUCAAAUCAACCCACUUAAACAAAAUUAGUGUGACUUAAGAAAAUGAACCUUUUCUAUAUUACAUAUCUUCAGUUAUAUCAGCAUUAAACAUCAAGGAAUAAAAUAAAUAUGACGAGAAAGUAAGGGAUCACCUUGCCUAAACCUACUAAGGGUUAUUGUUUGCAGGUCAAUUUGAUUUGAAUUUUGAUGAGGAUAAAAUAGUAAGUCUUCCAAGAUCGAAUAAUUUAAAAACUAUUGUUUUUGAUUUAGAUGAAACAUUAAUUCAUUGUAAUGAAAAUGCAUAGAUUCCUGGAGAUGUCAUCCUUCCUAUUACAUUUCCAAAUGGUGAAACUGUUCAAGCUUCAAUAAAUAUUAGACCUCAUGCUUAGAAAGUGCUAUAGACACUCUCUAAACAUUUUGAGAUCAUCAUCUUCACAGCUUCACAUUCUAGUUAUGCCAACAUUGUGAUUGAUUAUUUGGAUCCCAAAAGAUAAUGGAUAUCUCAUAGACUGUUCAGAGAAAAUUGUGUAUAGACACCUGAAGGGGCCUACGUUAAAGAUUUAAGAGUAUUAGGAAAUCGGAAAUUAUCGAAUGUACUUUUAGUAGAUAAUGCUUCUUAUUCUUUUGGUAAACAGAUUGAGAAUGGAGUACCAAUCAUCUCUUUUUACGAUAAUUAUGAUGAUUAGGAGUUGUUACAUUUAUAAAACUAUUUGUUGAGUUUUAGACACGAGAAGGAUGUGAGAGAUUUAAAUUAAAGAAUGUUAAAAUUAAAUUAAUUUAUCAAUUAUAAAGAGUUAAAGGAACUACUGUAAGGUUUAUUUGAGAUGUACAUUUGA